Molecule: messenger RNA, 1986 nt
Organism: Drosophila eugracilis
Lineage: Eukaryota; Metazoa; Arthropoda; Insecta; Diptera; Drosophilidae
Gene: Bap60
Product: brahma-associated protein of 60 kDa
Exons: 3
Coding region: 174-1721 (515 amino acids)
Biological process (GO): regulation of transcription by RNA polymerase II
Cellular component (GO): nucleus; SWI/SNF complex
Source: RefSeq, a predicted model, not a curated record
AUGUGUAGCCUAUCGUUUAGGCUAUAGUGUGCAACCCUGUUUUGACGCCAUUUUACAGGCGAAAUUGUGUGUGUGACGCGUUGUUGUAGUGCAACAAAAAGCCAGAAAAUUUAUUUUCAUUGCAAAAAUCAAGUGUUUACCGUCGGAAACAAGGGAAGGAAGAACCAUUGAAGAUGUCGCAACGCUUUGCACCUGGCCAAGCGCCAGGGCAAUCGCGGUAUCAGCCACCGCCACCGGCACCCGGUAUGCGUCCCUAUCCGCCGCCAGGCGCCACUUUUCCGCCACGCGGAUUUCCACUUCAUCCAAAUACAACGCAACCGGUUCCAGGCACAGCAAACGUGGCCGGUGUACCGGGAGUUCCAGGAGUGCCCGGCGUUCCUGGGCCAUCGCUACUCCAGCGUGCUGCCCAACAGCCGGCUUUUCAGAGCAGUCUACGAGGCACAGGUGCCGCUGGCGGUGGCGUUGGAUCCGGCGGUGGGAGCAAGCGAUCCAAUGAAUCCCGCAGUUUGGGCGGUGGCGGUGGGAAAAGUGAUUUUGUUACGGCCAAGAAGAAGAAGAAGCUGGCGGAUAAGAUUCUGCCGCAAAAGGUGAGGGAUCUGGUACCCGAGUCGCAGGCGUACAUGGAUCUGUUGACGUUUGAACGAAAACUGGAUGCCACAAUCAUGCGCAAGCGUCUAGAUAUUCAGGAGGCCCUUAAGCGACCCAUGAAGCAGAAGCGCAAGCUGCGUAUCUUCAUUUCAAACACAUUCUAUCCCAGCAAGGAGCCAACAAACGAUGGCGAAGAGGGAGCCGUCGCCUCCUGGGAAUUGCGGGUUGAGGGCCGCUUGCUAGAGGAUGGUAAGGGCGAUCCCAAUACGAAGAUUAAGCGCAAGUUCUCAUCGUUCUUCAAAUCGCUGGUUAUUGAACUGGACAAGGAGUUAUACGGGCCGGACAAUCAUCUGGUCGAGUGGCAUCGCACCCACACCACGCAAGAGACGGACGGAUUCCAGGUGAAGCGGCCGGGCGAUCGCAAUGUGCGCUGCACCAUCCUCCUGCUGCUUGAUUACCAGCCGCUGCAGUUCAAGCUGGACCCGCGACUCGCCAGAUUGCUAGGCGUGCACACGCAGACUAGGCCGGUGAUCAUCUCCGCUUUAUGGCAGUACAUCAAAACGCACAAGCUGCAGGAUGCCCACGAACGGGAAUACAUCAAUUGCGAUAAGUAUCUGGAGCAAAUAUUCAGUUGCCAGCGAAUGAAGUUUGCCGAGAUACCUCAACGCCUCAAUCCGCUGCUACAUCCGCCCGAUCCGAUUGUGAUCAAUCAUUUUAUUGAAAGCGGUGCGGAGAACAAGCAGACCGCCUGCUAUGACAUUGAUGUAGAGGUGGAUGACACGCUUAAAAACCAGAUGAAUAGCUUCCUGAUGAGUACUGCCAGCCAACAAGAGAUCCAGGGCCUGGACACGAAGAUACACGAGACGGUGGACACUAUUAAUCAGAUGAAGACGAACAGGGAGUUCUUCCUAAGCUUCGCCAAGGAUCCGCAAAUGUUUAUCCAUCGCUGGAUCAUCAGUCAGACGAGAGAUCUGAAGUUGAUGACCGAUGUGGUUGGCAAUCCGGAGGAAGAGCGUCGGGCGGAGUUCUACUACCAGCCGUGGACGCACGAGGCCGUUUCGCGCUACUUCUUCACCAAGGUUAACCAGAAGAGGGCUGAAUUGGAACAGGCGUUGGGCAUACGCAAUGGCUAGGCGAAUAGUUCGCCGAUCUGCUUCAGCAGCUAAUUAGUGGAAUCAACGCCAACUGGCAUCCGUAAAACCGUGCGCACGGCAAACUCUUUUUCCUUCGUCAGCUUAGUUUAAGCCUAAUAUAUGUCCCUUUUUUUUCAACAAACUGAAAACGAUUCCUCUCCACAACCAAAAUCCCACGUCCUUAUAGUCCCACAACACACACAUCCAGCACAAAUAUUGGACUUAACAGUAAGCUAAUAAAAUGGCAUACAAAUAUAAAAACCGA